UAAAAAUGGCCGCCGUGGAGAGCGGAGAGGAGAGACUAGAGGAGGGUCAAGAGGGUGAGGAAGGACCUGUCGACCCCCAGCCGCCCACCAGAGAGAGAGACAGGUCCCACAGUAAGACCAAGAAGGCCCGCAGGGAGCGUCGCCAUGCCGACCGGGGGGGCGAGACCACAUCGGCGGCGAAGCCCCCAACAGCCGGGCUGCAGCCACAGAUGGGGGCGGAGGCACAGACCCAGGUGUUGGAGCCAGUGGCAGGCCCUUCAGAGCCAGGGUCAGCACCAGGUUCAGAAUCUGCAGCAGGAAGUGAGUCCGCAGGUUCUCCCAGGCAGCGGCGCUCCAUCAUCCGGGACCGUGGGCCGCUGUACGACGACCCAUCACUGCCUGAAGGCUGGACCCGCAAACUCAAACAAAGGAAGUCUGGACGCUCUGCGGGGAAGUUUGAUGUCUACCUGAUCAACUCAGAGGGUAAGGCAUUUCGUUCCAAGGUGGAACUUAUUGCCUACUUCCAAAAGGUUGGUGACACAACCACCGACCCCAAUGAUUUUGAUUUCACUGUCACCGGACGUGGAAGCCCCUCCCGCCGUGAGAAACGUCCUCCCAAGAAACCGAAGGUGGUGAAACCAUCGGGGCGAGGCCGUGGGCGACCCAAAGGCAGUGGGAAGAUGCGGCAAGCCACAGAGGGCGUGGCCAUGAAGCGCGUGGUUGAGAAAACACCGGGCAAACUGCUGGUCAAGAUGCCCUUCAGCAAGGCAGAGUCCUCCACUGGCACCACCUCCACUGCCACAAAGGUGGUUUCUCCUGCCCUGGUGCCCAAGUCCCGUCCCGGGAGAAAGAGGAAAUCAGAACAGGAACUUCCGCCCCCACCACAGACUGCCCCCAAGAAACGGGGCAGGAAACCAGCCUCGGCUUCAACAGCAUCAUCAGUUGCCACAGCAUCCACCUCCUCCGCAUCAACCUCUGGUAGUUCAACAGCUGGGAGCUACGCUGCAGCUGCCAUAUUAGCUGCUGAGGCCAAACGGAGAGCAGCCAAGGAGUCUUCCACCAAACCUGUUGUCCAGGAAACAGCUCUGCCAAUCAAAAAACGCAAAACGAGAGAGACUGUGGAGGAGAGGGAGAGUGUUCAGACUCCAGUGGCUACGACAACAGAGACUGGAAGGAGGUCUACUGCAGAGGGGGAGGGAGGAAUAGGGGAGGGGGCUCCAACAUCAGAUCCUCCGCCCGCCCCAUCUGAGCACAGUCAGUCACAUUCACAGAAGCAGCCCAUGGCUUCAGAUGAAAGCCAAUCCCAUGGACACAAGACACAUAAAGGGAGGAAGCACAAAGAAAAAACAGGAAUAGCAGCAGGAGAUGGAGAAAGCAGAGGAGAGGAAGUGGGUGAAGAUGUAGGUGAUAAGGGAGGAGAGGGAGGAGGAAGGAGUAGCAGCAGCAGCAGUAGCAUUAGCCCAUCAAAAAGCCACAAAAGGAAGGACCGGCCACCUCACAAACACCACCAUCAUCACCACCACCACCACCAUCAUCAUCGCCACCAACAGUCCUCUGCCUCCACAUUGGAUCAGCCUCCUCCUGUUCCUCCUCCUCCAGCCUCUGGACACCCAGCACCCUCCAGCCAGUCCAGGCCUGAAGUCGAGUCCCAGACUGUGCCUCUGAUCACCACCCAACAAUCGCAGCAUACCCAGCAAACUCCUCCCAGACCACAGUCCAAGUCUGUGCCUCAGUCCCUGCCUGAACCUUGGCAUCCUCCCCCUCAACCACGCCACCAGGCCCAACCCCGUCCCCAACAACAUCCCCAGACCCAGUCUCCCAGUCAGCCGCAAGCUCAGCCUCGAUACCCAGCGCCCCAGUCCUCUUCUACCAGGCAUGUCCUGCCCCAGCCACGGCCCCAACAACCUCAAACCCACAGUCAGCCGCAGACAUCCCCCCAAAAAGCCCAGUCACAACCUGUCCACUCCCCAGCCCAGCACCGAACCCAGCUUCAGGCUCAGCAUGCUCCACCUCAGUCACACCCUCCUCAGUCCCCAUCCAUUCUGCACGUUCAUCCGCCCCAAACAAGGCAUCCACAUCCACAAACCCAGUCCCCCACAGCACUCCAACCUCAAACCCUGCCCAGGCACCCGUCUCAACCCCAGAGCCAGCUCAAACAGCAAUCUCAAUCCCAGCCCCGGCACUCACUGCAGCCUCAACUCCAACCCCAGGCCAGGACCCCAACCCAACUUCAGACUCAAUCUCAGUCCAGAACCCCUGCCCAAAUGCAGCCUCAAAUCCAGCCCAGAACUCCAGCCCAAACGCAGCCUCAACCCCAGGCCAGGACUCCAGCCCAAACUCAGCCUCAACCCCAGGCCAGGACCCCAGCCCAAACUCAGCCUCAACACCAGUCCAGGACCCCAGCCCAACCUCAACCUCACCUGCAACCCAGGCAUCAAGCGCAGCCCCAACUGCAGACAAGGCACCCUUUGCAACACCAACUCCAGACUCAAUACAGACCACAACCCAGACAGUCUCUCGCCCAGCCUAGGCCACCCCUGUCCCAAUCCCAGUCCCAAGCACAGCCACACUUUCAGCGGAUUCAAACACAGCUGCGCCCCCAGCCCCACCCUCAGCUCACCAGACCACAUGUGCAGCACCUCUCAUCCCACUGGCCAUCUCCAAGCUUAACAAGGACCAACCUGGUCCCUGCUCAGCAGAACCAGAGUGAACAGCCCCAAGAUCUGAGCACCACACGGCCUGGCCGAGGAAGCCUGCCGCCGAGCCGAGAGGUCAGUGUGGAAGACAUCAGGGCGGAGGGGAGAGGGGAGCCGGCCAUGACGUCAGAAAGCAGAGAGGUUUUAGGAGGAGAAAGAGGGUCAAACAGCAACUCGAGACCUCCCAGCUCCAUGCCUACUGGACCUCCUGGAGUAGCCGGGGCCGGGGUCGGUCUUGUCCCUGGGGCAGAUGGUAGGGCCAGGCUCCGGGCAGAGCCAGAGGCAGUAGGUGAGGGCAGGGAGCUCAGAGACAUCGUCCCCCAGUCCGCCGUCCCAUGCCCCAGCCGAGAGGAAACCGUAGAGUCACGGACUGCCGUCAGCGAAAGAGUCAGCUGAUUGGUCGGGUCGGAUGAACAGGCUGACUUGAUCAGUAGACUGACGGACUGAGUCAGCACCAGGUGGAAGAGGAGUCUGACUGGGCUGUUCACGGAGGUUAAUGUUUUUACACUGUUUUCAGAUAGAAGGAUAGCGUCACACAGAGCUGGUAGGACUGUCGCAGCUUCUGCUCCGUCUGAUUCUGUCUGGAGACUCUGUAAAGUUCUGGAUUAGAGAACCGACCUGGACAGCUGGAGAGGAGAACGCAUAGCGUCUUUUUCUAGGAAAAACAAAUGAAAAGGAAAACCCGAUAAAAAAGUGUGUGUGUAUAUAUAAUCAAAAGGCAGCUGUUGUGUCCCGCUAGUCUCCGUGGGGAGGGGGGGGAGUAGUUUGGAACUAAAAACCAACGCUUAACAACACAUUACUCUGAACGAAACGUUGCUUCCGGAAUAUAACCUGUUUUUGUUUUUUUUUUUUUUGUUUUUUUAUUUCGUAUUUUGAUAGUUUAUUGUUUUGUCUCUGUUAUACAGCUUUAAACUCUGAUAUUAUUGACUGACGGUCCCUUACUCAUUGCCUAGCUGCUAACUGACAGUCCCUUAUUUAAAAUCCUGCUCUUAACUGAUGGUCUCUCACUAAAAGUCCUACUAUUGACAGACAGUCCCUUACUGAAACUAGUCCUUGACUGAAAGCCUCAGAGGUGAUGUGGGGUGGUGGUUUGCACCUUAAGCUGGUUUCUUAAAAGUCUCACAUUUGUUUUCCUCCCCAUUUUCCGUUAAACCCACAAUAAACAAAGAGGAGGGUCAGUAAUGUUUUCCAUCCACUUCCAGACUGCCCCCUACAGGUAGCCAAUCUGAUGUAUGAGUAUUUAUAUAGAAUUUGUGACUCUACACAGACCUUAUUCUGAACUGAGUCUUUGAUACCCAUUUUGAUCAUCGUUUGAAAUAUUUGAGCAACUUGAGGAGGUCUUGAUUCCUCUUAUCAGAAACUGAAACCGCCUCAAACACAGAUGAGUCAGUUGUUUGAUGAGAAAACCUCAAGCACUUCUCAUUCGUUUUUCAAGUAUUCCAAGCAAACUGUUCUUCCAGUUUAGAGAUACUUCCGUACUGGUCUUCAUUGAAUCUGUUUGUUUUGAUAGUCUUUCUGUUUAAAAGGAAGCACUUUUAAUGUCAAACCAAACCCACUUUUAUAGUAGCUUUAUUUUAGUUUUUAGUCUUAAUGAAAGAGUGGGAAAUGGACUCAUUGUUUAUUGUUUCUUCUUGUUGAAUGUCUGGAACAGUUUGCACUCCUCCAGUUUGUACAAUCAACUGCCUGCAUGUCGCUCGGAGACCCUGCAGGCCUUCAACCGGAGACGCACGUAUGCAGAGGUCGACCUUGCCAUGUUGGUGAUGUUGGUGUUCUGCAGAAGUAAAACCCUUAACGAGGUCUGGUUCAGCUUCAUGUGGAGUCAGAUACGCUUGAGAUGGCAACACAAAAACUAUCCAUUGAGCAGAAAACUAACUUUGAGUCUGUAAGUCCAGAUAUGAGAGCCUGAAAGAGAGAUUCAUGAGUGCAGAGCAAGUUAGGACAACAACGAGGACAGAACGGAGAGUGUAAGUGAUAUUGGAAGCUGGGGAAACUGAAAACGCAGAGCAGGCGCCAUCGGAAAAAAAAACUAGAAAAGCGACAUGGUACAAUAAAAUGGCCACAGAGGUACUGACAGACUGACGACAUCCUCAUGAAACCUCGCCUCUUUUCAUUUAACUAAUUUUCUAGCGGACCAGAAAAAUAAGGGUCUUGUGCUGUGUUCCUCACUGGUCGAUGCAGUAUUUACCUCUCCAGGGUCUGUAAUGUUACUAAACGAUGCCACCUUAGCUACAUUGGUAGCAGUAGAUUUAGUAACAACCCUGAAUCUUUAAUAGCUGCAUUUGCAGCUGUUAUUUCACCAUGUGAAUAUCUUUCUGUCUGGUCUGAUAUGAGGUCAGUUUGUUAUUGUACAGUUCUGCAAAUUUACAAAAACACGUCAUUAGUGUUUCCUCCAUCUUUUAGUCCAAGUAGUGGGCAACAGUGAUUGGCGGCACCAAACGGCGGCAGCAAACGUCCGAGCAGCAAAAACCAAAAAACUAUUUUUGAGUUGCAGUACCGCGAGUGACCACUGACUGACAGCCCCACAUCAGAUCUAUUAAUACAUCCAUGAGUUGAAGCCAGAUUGUAUCAUCUAAGAGUGUUUUCAAACUUAUAGGUGGUUUGUUCCUGCAGCGGAUGAGUUUGUAAACAUGGUUGUUCAGUUUCUUUUCAAACAGAAAAAAAGCGAACCAAAGUGCAUCAGAAAAUCCAGGUGAGAGUGUUCCGGUUAGUCACUGGUCAAAUGUGUCUGAGUGACAAAGUAAACACAGGAAGAAGGUCCUGAAGAUGCUCCCAUCUGCCUGAGGUCACUAGUAUACUUACUCCUGACCAGCGUGUACACAGCUGCAAUGUCAGCGUCAUUGUUCACAUGCUGGUGCACUCUGUGCGUAUCGGGAGGAUUACAAAGUACCGCCGCUAGGGGGCAGAUUAGGGCCUCAUCAUCGCUGGCUGAAAACUGAAUAUCUUCCUUCUGUUGUUUCCGUGUCUGCAAACAGAAACAAACAGAAACCAUGGCGACACUCGAGGUGGUUACAGUAUUGUUAAUGUUGGGAUCACGUCAGCGAAGACGGCAGCGGUGACAUCGUACUUGGUUUGUCAGGCAGACGAGCUCUAAAUUUUUCUCUUUCCUACUUUCUUCCUUUGUUGCGGUGAUUUAAAUCCGCUGCUGACCGUACUCUUUGAUACUGCCCCCAUUGGUCAUGUGCGGAACUGCAUUUCGUGGUCGUAUAUUGUUAAGUUCUGAGGAUGUGUGAAACCAAUGCUCCCAAGGAACUCAGGACAUCCAGGUAGCCAUGAUACACAUGCAAAGGUGUAGUUCAAAGCAAGAAUAUCAGCGGCUUUAGUAUCAAGAAGCUAGUCCAGGUACGACCUCUAUUCAUUCUCUGUUAACUGCUAGCAACUUGUGAGCAUGCAGAGCUCAGCUGACUGCAGGAUCAUUUGCCUCAAACCUGCAGAGUGUAACCUUGCAGUCGGGACAGAUCGAGGUCCGAUCACGUUCCCAUUGCAAACUCAGAAUUAAUUUGGGAACCAGACUGAGACCACUUCCUCUAAGGGGUUUUGGUGUGGUUGUCUUGGUCCGAGUACGAUUGCUCUGUUCAGAUCAGCCCAAACAAAUUGUACCAAGAGGGAAAAGCAACCAGAGUCUGAUUCAACCGGACUGAACAACAGAGGUUUGAAAAACUCCCUUCAAAAUGACUUCAGGCUGAGCGCUAGUUUAGCAGAGACUCAGCUGGACGCUGGAGCAAAAUAUGACUUGAGAUGAUUGUGUUUCCACACCUAACAACAACAACAAAAACAGGCAGUCUGUUCUACUCAGAAAUUUAGUUUAGUUCUUCUUCAUCAGCUUCUAGUUCAAAAUCCGCCUGGUUGACGCAAAGACUCCACCUGGUGGCAAAAACCAUGCACACCCAAAUCCACCCACAAAUAUCAGGACUGAGGUAAAGAAACUGAACCUUACAGCUCAAAACAAGCAGCCACAGCAGAAAAAUUACAAUUUAAACACCGCAGAUAUUCAGAUAAUGAAACUGCCGAAGAAUUACAGUAAAUUACACUAAAAAAAGAAUUGUGUUGUCAACAGCACCAAACAGUUUAAAAGAGCAAAUACAGCAACUAAACACGUCACCACAUAACUGAUCCAGACUCAGUUUUCUCAGCACUGUAAUCUUCACCGUUACUGCAAAGCUCUGUGAUUGGCCGUUUGUCAGUGAAAUGCACCCUGGGAGUCCUACUUGAAUUUUCUCCUUCAGUUUUCAUGUCCACAGCUUCUUGUAGCUUUGACUUUUUCCUCAAAGAAGCGGAUAUUUUCUGAAACCGCUGUUGCUGCCUGAAAUAACUCAUCACCUUUCACCACUGUUAGCUCCUCACUCCGGAAAUGACCAAUCAGUAUUUUGCACUCGAACCUGUUCUGCGCAUCUGAAUCUCUCUCAGAUCUGAACUUGCAGCUUCUGUUUGAAUGUUAACGCUCCUUCUGUACUUCUGAUAUGAGUUAACUUUACUUUUUGCACCUUAGUGUUGGCAUUACUCUUUGGGGAAGGCUCCAGCACUUUAGCAACGAAGUUGGAAAUUUGAGCUUUUCAACCUCAACCACAAAAAAAACAAAUAAGCGAAUGUCUUCAUCCUAAAUCAAUUAAAUGUGCCUCGUUCUUUAAAGUCCUCAUCCUGGCACCUCGUUGCAUCGUUGUGACCUCAUACAGGUGAUGUCGUUUGUAUCCACCUGAGGCUCUUCCCCUCUGCGUACGUGACGCUCCGCCUGCCGCCCAGUCUGCUCAGAGCAGCGAACCUGUUAGCAUGCUGUCUCUCACGCAGCUGCAGAAAUCAAACGUCCCUCUGUGAACGGACUCACUCCACAGGACUCGACCCGGCACAAACUACAGUAACCAGCCACCAUAUUGCAUGUUCCAGAGUUUAGUGCCUAUAAUAUUGUGCGUCUUGCCAGAAGCCACCAUGUCAGCCAAGCCAUGUUGUGUUUCUAGACUUAGUAGUGAUGUGUGUGGUGACUUCAUAGUUGCUAAUAUUGAGGAUGAAUAUUCUGCUUUUACUCUGGUUGGAAUUCAGUGGAAACUCCAAUACACUGUCGCUGUAGACAAAACUAGUUUUUACCUGUUUUCUUAUUUUUCUUUCUAACUAAAAGCGUUUGUUGUCCCCUGAUCUGUGGUCGUCUGACUGUUUGACUGUAGCUCAGCUCUCUCACAUACAAACACUUCCAGCAUCAGAGGGUGAACAGCAGAAGCCCUGUUUCCAUCACAGGCUGAACUGAACCGCUUCUCCGGGACUCGUGGCCGGGUUCGCCUCCUGAGGGGCCCCAGGUCAAAAACCCCCACUAGACACGUCGGUUUCAUUAUUUCCCCAGAAACCCACCGGUACUCUAGAAC
Xiphias gladius (swordfish) is the source of this 8023-nucleotide messenger RNA. RefSeq names its product methyl CpG binding protein 2 (gene mecp2). The record is from RefSeq and is a predicted model, not a curated record. Gene Ontology annotation, biological process: negative regulation of transcription by RNA polymerase II. The coding region runs from base 6 to 3071 and encodes 1021 amino acids. NCBI's taxonomy places the organism in Eukaryota, Metazoa, Chordata, Actinopteri, Istiophoriformes, Xiphiidae. Gene Ontology annotation, molecular function: chromatin binding; double-stranded methylated DNA binding; methyl-CpG binding. The transcript has 6 exons. Gene Ontology annotation, cellular component: heterochromatin; nucleus.